AUGUCAUUCCUCGAGGCUACCAAAGCUCGUCGCUCUCUCUAUGCACUUGGUAAAGAGUCACCCAUAUCGGAUGACAGGAUCCUUUCGAUCAUAAAGCAUGCCAUUCGCUACACACCCUCGCCAUUCAAUGCCCGCUCUUGCCGCUGCAUCGUGCUCUUCGGAGAUCAUCAUGACAAACUCUGGGACAUGGGUGCUGAGGCCAUUCAAAAGUGCAUGCCAAUGGCUGCAGACAUCCUCAUCCCCAAAGUCCAAGGGUUCCGCGCUGCUUACGGCACUGUCUUGUUUUUCGAGGAUGUCGAGUCUGUGAAAGAGCUGAGCCCUCGGUUUGCAAAGAUGUCUGAGGAGAACCCUGAAUGGUACGACCACAGUAGCGGGAUGAAUCAGUACGUCGUCUGGACGGCUCUCGAGGCUGAGGGUCUCGGAUGUAAUCUUCAGCACUACCAGGGUAUGAUGGCCAAGGAGAUGAAUGCAGAGUGGAACAUUCCCGAAACUUGGCAAGCGAAAUGUCAGCUUGUCUUUGGAGAACCAUUAUCAGGCCCUUUGAUGGACAAGGAGAAGACUUUCCGAGACAUUGAUGAAUGUCUCAAGGUUUACCAAUAG
Aureobasidium subglaciale EXF-2481 is the source of this 600-nucleotide messenger RNA. RefSeq lists its product as uncharacterized. NCBI's taxonomy places the organism in Eukaryota, Fungi, Ascomycota, Dothideomycetes, Dothideales, Saccotheciaceae. The coding region runs from base 1 to 600 and encodes 199 amino acids. The record is from RefSeq and is a predicted model, not a curated record. Gene Ontology annotation, biological process: cellular response to oxidative stress. The transcript has 4 exons.